GAGCUGCGUCACAUCCGGCGCCAGGGCGCCAGAUUCCGGAAGAGGCUGCACAGUUGUGGCGGCGGGAUCUCUGUUGGUGAUUAGUGUCUUUGCUGACAGAGUGGUGACAUACACGGCAGCAUCAUGGUUGAGGAAGUACAGAAACAUUCUGUGCAUACACUUGUGUUCAGGUCAUUGAAGAGGACCCAUGACAUGUUUGUAGCUGAUAAUGGAAAACCUGUGCCUUUGGAUGAAGAGAGUCACAAACGAAAAAUGGCAAUCAAGCUGCGGAAUGAGUAUGGUCCUGUGUUGCAUAUGCCUACUUCAAAAGAAAAUUUUAAAGAGAAGGGCCCUCAGAAUGCAUCGGAUUCAUAUGGUCAUAAACAAUAUCCUGCCAAUCAAGGACAAGAAGUUGAAUAUUUGGUGACGGGUACACAUCCCUACCCACCUGGACCUGGGGUUGCUUUAACUGCAGAUACUAAGAUCCAAAGAAUGCCAAGUGAAUCAGCCGCACAGUCCUUAGCUGUGGCAUUACCUUCCUCUCAGGCCAGGGUUGACGCAAACCGCAGUGCACCUGCUGGAAGUGAAUACCGACAUCCUGGGGCCUCUGACCGUUCUCAGCCUGCAGGGAUGACUUCAGCUGUUAUGGAGGUUGGCAAUGCCAAGAACUCUGCACUGAUGGCUAAAAAAGCCCCUACAAUGCCAAAACCCCAGUGGCACCCACCAUGGAAACUCUACAGGGUGAUCAGUGGGCAUCUGGGCUGGGUUCGAUGUAUUGCUGUGGAACCUGGAAAUCAGUGGUUUGUUACUGGAUCUGCUGACAGAACUAUAAAGAUCUGGGACUUGGCUAGUGGCAAACUAAAACUGUCAUUAACUGGGCACAUCAGUACAGUGCGUGGUGUGAUAGUAAGCUCAAGGAGCCCAUACCUGUUCUCCUGUGGAGAAGACAAACAAGUCAAAUGCUGGGACCUUGAAUAUAAUAAGGUUAUAAGGCACUAUCAUGGACAUCUAAGUGCAGUGUAUGGUUUGGAUUUGCACCCAACAAUUGAUGUGCUGGUAACCUGUAGUCGAGAUUCAACUGCACGGAUUUGGGAUGUGAGAACGAAAGCCAGUGUACACACAUUAUCUGGACACACAAACGCAGUUGCUACAGUGAGGUGUCAAGCUGCAGAACCACAAAUUAUUACUGGAAGCCAUGACACUACAAUACGAUUAUGGGAUCUGGUGGCUGGAAAAACAAGAGUCACAUUAACAAAUCACAAGAAAUCAGUCAGGGCCGUGGUGUUACAUCCAAGACAUUACACGUUUGCAUCUGGUUCUCCAGAUAACAUAAAACAGUGGAAAUUCCCUGAUGGAAGUUUUAUUCAAAAUCUUUCUGGUCAUAAUGCUAUUAUUAACACAUUGACAGUAAAUUCUGAUGGAGUGCUUGUAUCUGGAGCUGACAAUGGCACUAUGCAUCUUUGGGACUGGAGGACCGGCUACAAUUUCCAGAGAGUUCAUGCAGCAGUGCAGCCUGGGUCUUUGGACAGCGAAUCAGGAAUAUUUGCUUGUGCUUUUGACCAGUCUGAAAGUCGGUUACUAACAGCUGAAGCUGAUAAAACCAUUAAAGUGUACAGAGAGGAUGAUACAGCAACAGAAGAAACUCAUCCAGUCAGCUGGAAGCCAGAAAUUAUCAAGAGAAAGAGAUUUUAAUGUGGCAUUGUCUUCAUGGUGGUUUCUUUUCUUUUUUUUAGCUUGUCAUUGAUGAGGAUAUCCAGUCAUUUUGUUCUAUGGCUAGAGAUGUAAAGCAGAAACUCAAAUGCUUGAAUCAUUGCUGCUUCAUAUUUUACAAUAAACUGCCCCUCCCCCCUAUGUUUUUAUUUCUAAAAUAAACAAUUUGAGAUCCUAGGAAGUAAGAUGCAGAUAUCAAGCAUAUGCAAGUUUGUUGAAAAUAACUAUUCUAAAAAUACAAAUUUUGUCAAUUUUUAUUAAAAGAAAUCUUUUUUUUAACUUACAGAACUGCUUACUAUAAUUUAAACAUGUUUUGAGCAGAGCAUUCAUUUUUUUUAAUCCCUUGGAAACUAGGUAUCUGUGACUGAUAAUUUGAGAUUAAAGGAUUUGAAGUCUCAAUAUAUGUAUAUUUAUUCCACAAACAGUAUUUGAGUGCAUGCUCUGCAAAGUUCUGCACUAGAUACUGUUCAGGAAAUAAAAAAUAAGAUGUGUCUGUCUUCCAAGACUUCCCAGUUUAGUAGCUUAUUAUAGAAUGUUGUAAUACAGGUUUACAUGAAAAGGUGGGGUAGUACAGAGGAAAAGACCAUUAAUGCUUCCUGGGAGGAUUGCGGAAGACUUUAAUGGUGGAAGUGGUUAUUUGAACUGAGCCUUGACAGGGCAGACAAGGAAAAGGGUAUUCUAAGAGGAGGCAUAAAGUGAAUGAAACCAGACAUGUGCAAGUGUGGUGUGUUCUGGAAGCAAAGUCUGUGCUGCAGUUGAGUGAGUACGACUGGUUGGUAGUUGGGAAAUCUCCUGUUUGGGUCUGGAUUUUAUUCCAUAAGCAGUAGGAUGCCAGUAUAGGUAUCAAAACCUGGAGAAAUAACUGACGAUACUAGUAGAAGCAUUUGAAGCUGUAGCAAGGGCUGCAGUCUUUCAUGAAGACUAUAAACUAAUACCUAUGCCUCCUGGUAAAUACGAAUUUGUAAACCCUGCCCUUAGGGUCCUGAUUCCCCAUCAGUCAAGAUUUGUCAAACUUUCUAUAGUUAGAAAAUAUGGUUAUAAGAACAAAUGAUUUAAAUUCCUUUUCAAAAUAAAAAGUUGCAUCAUAAUUUUCAAUAAGCGUUUCCAAAUUAUAUACAUCCCAUCUUGCAUGCCAUAGGUGGGAGUAUAAUUAUUACAACAUUUAGGUGGGUAGUUUUCCAGAGUAUAUUGAAAAUGCUUGAACUCUUUUGCUAACUUUUCAUUAGAAAUGAAAUUUCUAGGAAGCUGCCUAAUAGGAAUAAUCUGGUAAGUGUACACAAGAAAGUUCAUUGCACCAUUGUUCUUUAAUAGUUAAAACUAGCCCAGAUGUCCUAUCAAAUCAAUAAGGGACUGGUUUAAUAGAUUGUGGUACCUUCAUGCAAUUUAUUUCUAUCAAUUAAGAGUGAGGAAUGUCUGGACUAAUAAGAUGUUCAAACUUUGCUCUUAAGGAAGAAAAGUUGUGCAAGCAUUUUUUUGUAAAAUGACUUGUUAAUUCUCUAAAAAAUAAUGGAGAAGUAGCUCCACAUUGUUAUCAGUGGCUUUGUGAGGGAGUGGAAUUAAUGGGAGAACUUUCACGAUCUGCUUUAUAUAUUUCUAUAAUGUUUUAAUUUUUUAAAAGCAUGUAUUUUGUAAACUUAAAUAAAGAAGAACCCCACUACACUUGCA
Hipposideros armiger (great roundleaf bat) is the source of this 3354-nucleotide messenger RNA. RefSeq names its product pleiotropic regulator 1 (gene PLRG1). Lineage: Eukaryota; Metazoa; Chordata; Mammalia; Chiroptera; Hipposideridae. Gene Ontology annotation, molecular function: protein binding. Gene Ontology annotation, cellular component: precatalytic spliceosome; catalytic step 2 spliceosome; Prp19 complex. The coding region runs from base 124 to 1671 and encodes 515 amino acids. The record is from RefSeq and is a predicted model, not a curated record. The transcript has 15 exons. Gene Ontology annotation, biological process: mRNA splicing, via spliceosome.